Drosophila subobscura is the source of this 897-nucleotide messenger RNA. RefSeq lists its product as uncharacterized. Gene Ontology annotation, cellular component: transcription regulator complex; nucleus. The record is from RefSeq and is a predicted model, not a curated record. The coding region runs from base 73 to 831 and encodes 252 amino acids. NCBI's taxonomy places the organism in Eukaryota, Metazoa, Arthropoda, Insecta, Diptera, Drosophilidae. The transcript is spliced from 4 exons. Gene Ontology annotation, biological process: regulation of transcription by RNA polymerase II.
GGACUGAGAGAACAGCUGGUAGAACAACAGGAAAAAAUAGUUUACAAUUAUUCCUGGAGUGAAAUUUGCUUGAUGGAGAGAAAAGGGGCGCGGAAAUCUAAAAAAAGAGAUGCAAAUUUUCUAAGAGAUGAAAAAAUAUCUCUUAUAAGGGCAGUUGAGGCACGACCAUGUAUGUGGCUAACCACGCACAAAAAACAUUUCGACAAAAUUGCAAUGAAGCGUGCAUGGGAAAGUGUUGCUGCAGAAAUAAAUAAAGAAGUGAAUGAAUGCAGGGACGCAUGGACAUCCCUGCGGGACAGUUUGCGUUACCACCGGAGCAAGCUGGCCAAAAGUGGUAGCGCGGGAGGCAGUGACUUUGGUGACUGGCGGUUCGCUGAGCACAUGGCUUUUCUGCCCGUAAACACGUCGGAGAGGCGUGCCAAAUCAAGCUCCUUUACGUUUGUGGACAGCCCUGCAUGCAGCCCCGAUGCAUGCUCCAGUCCAGUACCAAACAAAAUUGAAGAGAUAUCGAUCGCUGCUUGCUCGGAUGAUGAUACCUGGCUCGCAGAAGAUGACAUAGAGGCAAGCAAGUCGACGUCUUAUUCAUAUUCUAACUCUUCAAAAAGGCUUAAGGCGGAAGAACCGACGUCAUCGACUACUGAUGGCUUAGCUGGCUUACUAGGCGACUACCUCAAAAACAAAAAGAAGACCAGGGCGGUCUUCCCAUUUUGGGAUAAGCUACUCAGUAAGCUGCCGGAGGAUGUUGCAACAGCAACCGAGGUGGAGAUAACAAAUCUGCUGUUCUCGAAGGUGCAGCAGGAGGUCAAGGAGGAGCUGCCAUUCGAUUAUUAAAUAGAGCCAUUAUAUAUAAAAUUACUUUAAACUUUACUUGGAAACAUUGCAAUAAAAAUAAGUCAU